AUGGAACCCGGGUCUCUGGCACAAGGAGGCAGCGGCGCUACAUAUGGCAAGUAAACAUUUGCCAUGAACACCGCAGCAAAGACUAAGACUCUGCUCAGCUGUUGCGGGUUUCAAUGGCUGCGGAUAUUCCCAGAAUUCGCAGCGCAACUGGUGGACCUGUUCUCAGGGCAACAGUCAAUUGCGCAAGCGCAGAGGCGGACAGUAUUGUGAACAUGCGCAUUAGAGGUCUGGGGAUGACUGCUUGAGUGGAUCGAUCGCUGGCGGAGAUCGAGAUGGUCGACCCGGCACGGGGGCUGAUUCCAUUCGAUUCGGACAUUAGAAGCAGGGGAUUUGUGGUCUGGAAUUUCAACAAUGUGUCAAGAUUGAAUGUGUCAAGUUUGAUGCAGUCGUUUAAUUCUUCAAGAUCUGAAUAUCUUUGGCAUUUAAAUAUUUGUCCGUGGGAAAACGUUUCAAAGAUUAAUCUGACUGGAUAAGCAUCAGGAGGGAGAUAAGACAUACACACACCUGACUGAAAGUGCUUGAGAACUCUGACGUGGGAAAAGGCUUGAACUGGUUGGAAUUCUUAAAACUAUCCGCCUUGGAGUGACAUCAUUGACGUGUUCAAAGUACGGUGGAGGCUUCAACAGAUAGUGAGGUUUGGAGCGAUGCGCGGUUACGUGCACCAUGGAGAAGCCGUGUAAAUGUGGGGACUGCGGGAAGGGAUUCAGUUACCCAUCCCAGCUGGAAACCCAUCGUCGCAGUCACACUGGGGAGAGGCCGUUCACCUGCACCGAAUGUGGAAAGGGCUUUGCUCUGUCAUCCAGCCUCCAGCUGCACCAGCGGGUUCACAGUGACAAGAGACCUUUCAAAUGCACUGACUGUGGGAACUCUUUUAAAAUCUCUGCCGACCUGAUUAAACACCAGCUUGUUCAUACCGACGAGAGACCGUUCUGCUGUCAGCACUGUGAGAAGAGAUUUAGGCAAUCCUCGCACCUCAUUCAACACCGGCGAGUUCACACUGGGGAGAGGCCGUUCGCCUGUUCCGUGUGCGGGAAGGGAUUCACGCAUGCAUCCAAUCUCCGCACACACCAGCGGGUUCACACGGGGGAGAGGAUAUUCACCUGCACUGUGUGUGGUAAGGGAUUCACUCAGUCCUCCAAUCUGCGGACGCACCAGCGGGUUCACACCGGGGAGAGGCCUUUCACCUGCACUGUAUGUGAGAAAGGCUUCACAAAUUCAUCCCACCUUCUGACACACCAGCUUGUUCACUUUGACAAGAGGGCAUUUAAAUGCUCUGACUGCGAAAAGAGCUUCAAAAGCACAAAGGAUCUGCUGAUUCACCAGCGCAUCCACACCGGGGAGAGACCAUUCACCUGCUCCAUCUGCGGGAAAGGGUUCACCCUGUCGUCUAAUCUGCAGACACACCAGCGGGCCCACAGUGGGGAGAAGCCCUUCAGCUGUUCUGUGUGUGGGAAGGGAUUUAAUCGAUCCUCCAAUCUGUUAAGACACCAGCGUGUGCACACCAGGGAGAGGCCAUUCACUUGCACCAUAUGUGAGAAGGGAUUUACUAGAUCUUCCCACCUGCUGAGACACCAGCAAAUUCACAAGUGAAUGUUUAAGUUGGAAUUGCCUCUAUUUGCUGCUGUUGAUCAAGUGUGGAAAUUGAACCCUUUCUGCUGUGCGAGUCCAAAUUGGCUCCUGCUGCUUGUUCCACCCCUUGUGAUGAAUCAGAAGUUUUUAAUUCUGGAUUUUCUGAAGUUGUUCACAUUGUGUAGUUGUUUCGACGGCAAGGUUAACUGAUAUCCUGUUACCACAAGUUUGAUUUUUGUCCUAUGUGUUGCGAUUAUUUUGGCUCCCUUACCUGUGGACAAGUCCAUGUUCUCAAGCCCUUCAUCACCACCCCUCCAUGCGUUGGAUCAGAGAAAACAACAUACGGCUACUCCAGAUCCCAAAACAUAGAACUGCCUGUGCUUUCCCACUGGCAUGUUCUACACCCUCUUUGUUGUGGGAACUGAGCAUCACUCCUGGAAACUGCAUCAGAAUUUGGAUUUGCAGAUGCUGUGUGAAAGCAGGCCCAUCAUCCCACGUCGACCAGCGAUCAACAUGUACACUAGCAUUAUCCAACACACUAGGGACAAUUUAGCCUUAGCCUAAUUAACCUACAAACCUGUAUGUCUU
Molecule: messenger RNA, 2157 nt
Organism: Amblyraja radiata (thorny skate)
Lineage: Eukaryota; Metazoa; Chordata; Chondrichthyes; Rajiformes; Rajidae
Product: zinc finger protein 235-like
Exons: 2
Coding region: 664-1590 (308 amino acids)
Biological process (GO): regulation of transcription by RNA polymerase II
Molecular function (GO): RNA polymerase II cis-regulatory region sequence-specific DNA binding; DNA-binding transcription factor activity, RNA polymerase II-specific
Source: RefSeq, a predicted model, not a curated record